Dicrocoelium dendriticum is the source of this 1275-nucleotide messenger RNA. The record is from the annotation of a GenBank genome assembly. NCBI's taxonomy places the organism in Eukaryota, Metazoa, Platyhelminthes, Trematoda, Plagiorchiida, Dicrocoeliidae.
GCCACCCACCUAAUUCAAUUCACACUACGACUCUGCUGGUCUCGCGUCAGAUCGUUUAUCUCCAUCCGGUAAUAAACAGGCAUCCUGCUUUUGUGAUUAGUAAUUUCCGUGCUGCAGAUGGGGAUUUUCGGGGAAAAGAAGGAUCCCAGGGAGAAAUUGAGAGAAAUGGUUUCCGUUGUGAGGAAACAGAAGUUUAAAAUUCAGCGAGAUGUCAACGCUUUGCAGGUUCAGAACAAAAAAGUGGCUCUGGAUAUAAAGAAACGUGCCAAGGAUGGAAAGCUUGAUGAGGCUAAGAUUUUGGCGAAAGAAUUAGUGAAUUCCAGAAAAGCUGUAUCCAGGCUUCUACAGGCAAGCGCCCAUAUGGAUUGUGUCAUAUCAGAAUUGAACUCCCAAGCAUCUACACUUAGGCUUGCUGGGUGCCUGAAAAGCAGUACCGGUGUGAUGAAGUCCAUGUCCGCCCUAAUCAAACUACCGGACUUACAGAAGACAAUGCAAGACCUGGGAAAAGAAAUGAUGAAAAUGGGCCUAAUCGACGAAAUGGUGCAGGACACGAUGGAGUCCGCCAUGGGCGAUCCAGAUGACAUGGAGGAUGCUAUUUCAGCAGAGGUGGACAAGGUUUUAUCUGAAAUUACUGCCGGAGAAAUCUCGAAAGCACCUGACGCCAUUAUGGACUCUAUUCCUGCCGGCACUCCCAUAGCGGGUGGUAGUCGAAAUCCGGCCGCAUUGCAGAACAGCGUAGAGGAGGACGAUCGCGAAGACUUGGCCGAAAUGCAAGCUCGUUUGGCAGCUCUGCGGAGCUAACUUUGUGAUGCCCCUCACGGACGCACAAACUGUUGGGUUACUGUGCCGGGCCAAUGUUUUUAUACUUGCUAUUUUCUCUUGUGUAUAGCUCCUUAUUGUUUUCACGGCGCCUGGCUCCCCAGACAUAGCCCGGUUCCUCGGUGCGACCUUUUCCCUAGGUGGCCGCCAUGCUCUGUAUUUAAUUUCGUUUAAUCUAAUAACCUCUUUUCAGCCCAAUAACCACUAAUCCGGGACACACGCGGGAUCUCUGCGUCAUUGUUUCAUCUUCGGGUCCCAUUGGUAAUAUUGCCGGUGAACCUUCUUCUCAUUGUCUUUUGCGCAAUCACACUGCGUUCGUAUCACAAAUUCUCCCAGGUGAAAUAUUUCACAUUCAUUUUGAACCAUUUUCAGAGGAGUUGACUGCUGGGUUUUGGAGCGCUGCUGUGUGCCCUGGAUUGCGACACGUAAUUUCAGUUGAGGCCUCAGUUAAUUUUU